CAUCGGUUCCAGAACUUCGGACACUUCUCGCGAUUGCCUAGUCGAACAAGGUCAGAACUUGGUCCGUCAAAUUCGAGCAAGUCACCUAGAGAAUCAACGGUCGUGGAAUCAAACGAAACUCCAAUUUCAGGGCCUGAAUCUAGGGUUUCAUACGUAGCGGAUAAUGUAGUACCGGUUCCCGGCGGAAAUGUAGGAUGUGGAGCUGUAAAUGUCAACGGAACUGCGACUGCGUCAGCGGCAAUUAGGGAACCGGCGGCGACAUGUGAGCUUUCGGUGACGUCAUCUCCCGGCUCAGGAAACAGUAUAAACACCAGCGCUGAACCACCGCCACCGCCGUCGCAAACGGCGGCGUUGGCGACACCGACUGCUGCGGCAUCGAAUGAUCGGAAACGUAAAGGAAGAGAAACGAACGAUGGGGAUGGUCAGAAUGAGGAGGCUGAAUUUGAGUCUGGUGAUACAAAGAAGCAUGCUCGUGGUUCAACAUCUACAAAGCGAUCUCGUGCUGCAGAGGUCCAUAAUCUUUCGGAAAGGAGACGUCGAGACAGAAUAAAUGAGAAGAUGAGGGCUCUGCAGGAACUGAUACCACGCUGUAACAAGACAGACAAAGCUUCAAUGCUGGAUGAGGCAAUUGAGUAUUUGAAAUCACUGCAAUUGCAAGUGCAGAUGAUGUCCAUGGGAUGCGGCAUGGUCCCGAUGAUGUAUCCUGGAAUGCAGCAGUACAUGCCAGCUAUGGGAAUGGGCAUGGGUAUGGGAAUGGGUAUGGAGAUUGGCAUGAACAGGCCAAUGGUGCCGUAUCCACCUCUAUUGCCGGGUGCAGCGAUGCAGAAUGCAGCUGCAGCAGCACGAAUGGGUCCUAGAUUUCCUAUGCCGCCGUUUCAUUUGCCACCAGUUCCAGUACCAGAUCCUUCCAGGAUGCAAGCCUCAAGUCAGCAAGAUCCAAUGCUACAUCCACUUGUAGCACAUAAUCCCAACCAGCCAAGACUUCCGAAUUUUAAUGAUCCAUAUCAACAGUUUUUUGGUCUCCACCAGGCACAAGUGCAAUUACCACAGAAUCAGGCAGUAGAACAGCAGGGUAACAAUAAACCCGGCAGCAGGAAAGAAGUUGGAAAUCCAGGGAGUCCUCAAUCUGGUUGAUUACCUUGGGGCCAGAACGUAAGAGCUUCUCACAAACUAAAUUUUGUAGUGUAAGAGGAACAUCCACUGCAGUCUGCACCGGCUGGCUGAUACAAAAUAUAGCACCACUAACUUGUAAUUAUUACUACAGAACUCAUUUUGCUUUAUAUAUUGUGGCCCAUGAAAUCUCAUUCCCAUUUUAGCAUUUGGAUAUAAUUUGUGGCCAGCGUUUAACAUCACAAGUGAUCCGGCAUAAGGAAGAUGUUCAGCCGGUGAAGGGGCUUUAAGCAUUUCCAGGCUUCACCCCAAAUUUUAUGUGCGUGCUGCCCCUUUUAACUGCUGCAGACAUUGAUAAAGAUAAACAUAUUUAUGAUAA
Nicotiana tabacum (common tobacco) is the source of this 1489-nucleotide messenger RNA. Lineage: Eukaryota; Viridiplantae; Streptophyta; Magnoliopsida; Solanales; Solanaceae. The record is from RefSeq and is a predicted model, not a curated record.